GUGUAAUCAGGUGAGCGGUCAGUGUGUCUGCAGGGAUCACAUGUUUGGCCGCCGCUGCGAUCAAGUCGAGUCUGGAUUCUACUUCAUUGCUCUGGAUCAUUACACCUACGAAGCCGAGGACGCCAAGUUUGGACCUGGAGUGACAAUGGUCCCCAGGCCACACCCCCUGGACCGCAGUCCCACCUGGACAGGUGUCGGCCUGGUCAAUGUCCCAGAGGGGGCCUUCCUGGAGUUCUCUGUGGACAACAUCCCCCACUCCAUGGAGUACGAUGUCCUCAUCCGCUAUGAACCGCAG
Molecule: messenger RNA, 295 nt
Organism: Plectropomus leopardus (leopard coralgrouper)
Lineage: Eukaryota; Metazoa; Chordata; Actinopteri; Perciformes; Serranidae
Source: RefSeq, a predicted model, not a curated record